Aspergillus luchuensis is the source of this 483-nucleotide messenger RNA. Its product is annotated as putative BYS1 domain protein. Lineage: Eukaryota; Fungi; Ascomycota; Eurotiomycetes; Eurotiales; Aspergillaceae. Bases 1 to 483 code for a protein of 160 amino acids. The record is from RefSeq and is a predicted model, not a curated record. The transcript has a single exon.
AUGCAUCUCACCACCAAAACCCUCCUCUCCUUCCUCCUUCCCCUCCUCCCCCUAACCACCGCCACGGGCUCCGCCAUCGUGCAAAACAACUGCACCUCCCCCAUCUACCUCUGGUCCGUGGGCGGCUCCGUCAGCAGCAUGCAAACCAUCGACCCGGGCUCCAGCUACAGCGAGACCUUCUACUACGAUUCGACCUCCGGUGGCGUCGCCCUGAAGAUCACCACCACGGAGAACGGUCUGUACAGCGGCGCUCCGCAGACGGAUUACGCCUACACUUUGGAUACCUCCUCGGGCAACGUGUUUUAUGAUAUCUCGGAUGUCUAUGGCGAUCCGUUCUCGGGCAGCGUCGUUAGUCUCGUCUCGAGUGAUGCUAGCUGCCAGAGUGUUUGUUGGGCUGGGGGUGUGCCCCCUGCUGGAAGUGUCGUGAGGAGUUGUCAGGCUGAAGCGGAUGAGAUCUUGACGGUUUGUGCGGAUAGUUGUUAG